This is a messenger RNA of Plasmodium inui San Antonio 1, 924 nucleotides long. RefSeq lists its product as hypothetical. The record is from RefSeq and is a predicted model, not a curated record. The coding region runs from base 1 to 924 and encodes 307 amino acids. NCBI's taxonomy places the organism in Eukaryota, Apicomplexa, Aconoidasida, Haemosporida, Plasmodiidae. The transcript has 2 exons.
AUGGGAAGUUUGAAGAUGUCCUGUCUUUUCAUGCUCAGCGGCUCGCUCUUGUUUACCCUGUUUUCGAACCCACUUGGCCCAGUGUAUGAGAAUGCACGAUCGAGUUGCCAGACUGUUAUCUUCGGGAGAAGACUAUCUGAACUGUCGCUCUUCUUGGAGGACUGCGAUCAGACGAGUGACUCGACUACGAGCAUAAGUGCGUGUAGUAGUGUAGAUGGUUCCAUCGAUGAUUGCAGCGCCGGUUGUAGCGAUGGUUCCACUAUUGACUGCAGGGUUGUCGGCAGCGCUGAUCGCAUCGUUGAUUGCAGCUAUGAUGAGCAUUUGAGAAUCUUUAGCUGUGAGUCCAAAGGCAAUUUAACAGACGAUGACAGUUACAGCGACGGUGACGACUUCCAGCUCAAAUUUGACGAUGAUGAGAUCCUCUCGUACGGUUACGUACAAGAGGACUUCGAUCGAAGCCUGACGAACAGUGAAAUCUUUCAACACGUUUCCUAUUACUUGUUCUUCAUAAGUAAGGAGGAUGCAUUUAUUGGAUUUUAUUAUUACAUUAUCUACCUGAACCGAUGUUACAAUAAUGUCAUGAGAGAAUUAAAACGAUGGUUUGCUAACACGUCAAGAUGGAGCAGCAUACCUAACGAUGUCCAAAUGAAAUACUGGGAUAAAUGUAAAACGGAUCAAAGAAAAAUUUUAACAAGGAUACAACAAGACAGUAAAUCCAAUUUUGAACGCAUGGUAAAGGGAAAAAACAGGCGGGUCCUGCCAACCAGCCGUUAUUUUGGAUGCCUGAUUCUCUGCAAGGAAUUAUGGAGACGCGCAAUUGAAGAAAUUGUGGACAAGUGGACUGACAUCUACAUGGAAGAAGUUGCAAAUUAUAAUGAAAAAAUUCAGUUACCAUCCAGCGGUGGGGGGGAUUCUGGUGAGUGA